GGCGCUUGCUUUCCAGGCAGUGCUCGAGGCGAUCGAGGCGGUGAAGAUCUGGAGAGGCUGCAAGGAGUGGCUCUUCCGAGUGGCGGUCGAGACGGCGAGCCGCGAGGCCAUCUCGGCCCAGCCCGCGGCUUCGGACGCUGGCUGUCCUGCCUGCGGGGUCCUCGCCACGUUCGAGGGGGUGCUGGACGAAGCUGGUCAGUCCCUCGGCCUGGAGCGGAAGGCCACGGGCGAGGACGUCAGGAAGCUCCUCGUGCAGGCUGGCCAGAAGUCUUUGGCCAAGGAGUGGGUCGACUUCCGUGCAGGGCGCCGCGCCUGUGGACACCCGUCCUCAGGGGUCGCGGAGCGGGUCAUCAGGGCGAUCAGCACCCUGGACAAGUCUGGAGUCGACCUCAAGGAGAUGGGGCCCAAGGAGGAGGAGUUCGUGCAGGACGGUGAGGAGAUGAUUUUGGAGUGUGGCGUCACCGAGGCGUCAACGGAAAGCGGGUCGGACAUGGUGUCACAGAGCUUGGAGAACUUCGACAUGAAUGUUGAGGUUGUGGAUUCCGCCUCCACGGUCAAGCUGGGCGAGCUGGAGUACUCGCCCGUCCUGGCCCGCUCGGUUGUGAAGGAAAAGAAGAAGAAGGUCAAGAAGAAGCUCCCGCCUGACUCCUGCGCCGACGUCCUCCCCACCUUGGCCUCGGUGGAUAUCAAGACGCGGUCGGUUCCUGCUGGCCUGGACUCGUUCGACAUCUCGGACCCGCUGAUGCUGGUCCCUGUGUGCGAGAUGCCACCUUCCACGCCAGUGGACUACGCGUCGUUCGACAUCUCGGACACGCAGAUCAAGGGCUCGAACAAUAGCGACAGAGACGUUCAGGUCCUGGAGAACACUCGUUCCUACACGGGGGCGAACGACUCCCAGAAGCCUGGGGAGGUGCUGAAGGACGCUGAGGGGCAGGUCGUGAAGCUGGACGCGAUAGAGCCUGGUCGUCCGCAGAGCCUCGUGGCUGCAAUCAUCGCUCAGUAUGGCGGCAACCUCUCCCAGGAGCAGAUGAAGAAGUAUGUCAGCGAGGCCUUCCUUCACCAAGCCAGGCUCGGCAAGGUUGGCACUCGCUGAUCACCACGGCUGCGACCUCAAGGGGGCCGAUGUGCAG
Molecule: messenger RNA, 1130 nt
Organism: Prorocentrum cordatum
Lineage: Eukaryota; Dinophyceae; Prorocentrales; Prorocentraceae
Source: the annotation of a GenBank genome assembly